Messenger RNA from Cataglyphis hispanica, 2449 nucleotides. It is a transcript of the gene papi, whose product is annotated as tudor and KH domain-containing protein-like. Bases 261 to 2054 code for a protein of 597 amino acids. Gene Ontology annotation, biological process: spermatogenesis. NCBI's taxonomy places the organism in Eukaryota, Metazoa, Arthropoda, Insecta, Hymenoptera, Formicidae. The transcript has 9 exons. Gene Ontology annotation, molecular function: RNA binding. The record is from RefSeq and is a predicted model, not a curated record.
UUACAACGUUUCAUGCUUUUCGUAAAAAUACUUAUUACGUAUAUUAGAUGAGAAACGAAGAAGCGAUUGGCUAAAUAGUCUAAACACUUUAGACUUUACAUAAAAUACCGUUUUUAGAUAUUAUAAACCGUUAUAAAAAAUAUAAAAUUUCUGUUUUUUUCGCAUAUCAACAGACUUCUACAAGACAUUUUAGAUACUAAUUACGAUCAUACAACAGGAUUCAUUAUUCUAUUUCAAUUGCAUAAUUUUUUUAUUGCAAAAUGAAGUGGAUAUCAAAUUUAGAUAAAAAGUUCGUAAUACCUAUUUUUCUUGGCAUAUCUUUGACAACUCUUGGUUGUAUAUCCCUAGCAACCUUGUUCUAUCCUGUGUUUGAAAAGGAUGAUGAGACAAAAGAUGAUAGUAAUAAUACAAAGAGAUCUUGUAAGAUAAUAACAUCUACAUGCACUCCAGUAGAAUAUAAAAUACCUAAACAAUUUGCAUCUGCUGUAAUUGGUAGAGGUGGUUCAAUGAUCCAAAAGAUACAAGAUGCAACUGGCACAAUUAUUAUUAUGAGUAAUAAUGAUAUAGAGUGUCCAUAUCGUCUCUGCAUGAUACACGGUAAUGAAAUUGAAGGCAUUCGUUUAGCAAAGUCGAUGAUCAAAAACAUAGUAGACAAUCAGCCUAUCAUCGAGACCUAUGAAAUGUUUGUGCCAUUUGAAGUUUGCGGAUCCUUUGGAAUUGGGUACUUUGGAAUUUUAAAAAAACAUGGAGGUAUUGUGCAACAGAUACAAAGAUCUUCUGGUGCAAAACUCACACUAGAGAAUGAUGUUCAUAAAUCUGAAGAUGGAUGGAAAAGCAAAAUAAUAAUAAAAGGAACUGCUGAACAAAUAGCAUUAGCAGUUACUCAAAUAAAAGAUAAAAUCCAAGAAGAACACAAAGCUCGAGCUCAGUUGAAAUGUGAACAAACCACAACUGCAAGAACCCCUAGAACAUCACCUAGUAAAAACAAUCAGUCUAUUAUUGAGACUUAUGAAUUUUUUGUACCACAUAAAGUUUGGGGAAGAAUCAUAGAAAAAAAUGAAAAUACUGUACAGCAAAUACAAAGUUUCUCUGGUGUAGAAAUUGUAAUUCCUGAGAAAGAUCCUGCUAAUAUAUCUCAAAACGAUGAAAGCAGCCUAAUGUUACGAGGAACUGGUGAGCAAAUAGAGCUAGCCAUUGCUCAGAUGAAAAAUAAAAUUCGAGAGGAAAUAGACUUGAAUGUUGACCUCACAAUCACUUCAAGAAAAAUACCAACAUACAAUCCAGCCUUUGACAAUAUUUACAUGGACGACGACCGUUCAGAAUCUUCGCAAAUUUCUUUAGUACAAGCAGAAGAUGUAAUGGAAGUAUAUGUCACCGUAAUGGCAACACCAAGUUUAUUUUGGAUUCAUGUGGUUGGUCCUGCGAACAGAGCUUUAGAUAAUUUAGUGUUCGAAAUGACAGAAUAUUACAAUAAAGAGGAAAAUCGUGAACUUCAUACUUUGGAAAAAAUAAUACCAGGCCAGAUGGUAGCAGCCAAAGCAGGUUAUGAAAAAAAAUGGUAUCGCGCGCAAGUAGUAGGUACAGCAGAAGACUUUCUAUACUGUCUCUUUUAUGUGGAUUACGGAGAGACUGUUGUUCUUCCUCCAGAGGAUAUAUUGGAGCUGCGUACGGAUAUGUUGGCUAUACGAGUGCAGGCCGUGCAAUGUUCAGUGGCAAAUAUGAAGCCAUAUAGAGAAAACUUUUGGACCUCCGAAGCUUGCGACAUGUUCUCCAAACUCUUACAUGUGGGGCAAUGGAAACCUUUGAUCGCUAAAGUUAAAGGAUAUAAAAAACAUCCGCGGAUCGGUUACGGGGACACUGUGGAAGAUUCACUGAUUCCUUGCAUUGAUCUUUACGACACGGAUGGCAAUAAGGUCAUCAAUGUUAGGGAAACUAUGAUACGUUCAGGAUUGGCUCAAUUUGAGGAAGAAGACUGGUCAAUCGCGAGUUCCACAUUAUCAGAAGAUAAGCAUGACUUUUCGUCCGAUUCAUCUCAUCCGACUCAUCUUGGUUGAACAUAUUUCAAAUGAUUGUCAUGCCAAUUAAGCCAAUUUUACUACCUCAAUCUGCAGAAGCGAUUGAUUUAACAACUUUUCUAAAACAACUAAUUUUACUGCAUUUAUUAUAUAGAUUUAUAUUAGAAAUUCCUCUUUUGUAGAAUUCUCUUAUAUUAAAAAUCCAAUCUAUAUAUAAGCUUAUAAAUUUUAGAGCGAGAUACUUAAAAUAAUGUAAUGCCGAUAAAGAUCCAAACAAACGUGUCUUCCGUUUAUUAUAUAUAUAUAUAUACACACACACACACACACACACACACACACAAUACACACACACACACACAUAUACAUAUCUAUAUACACAUAUAUGUAUGUGUAUAUGUAUAUAUAUAUAUAUACACACACGCACACGCACACAC